Molecule: messenger RNA, 2112 nt
Organism: Branchiostoma floridae (Florida lancelet)
Lineage: Eukaryota; Metazoa; Chordata; Leptocardii; Amphioxiformes; Branchiostomatidae
Product: angiopoietin-related protein 7-like
Exons: 1
Coding region: 561-1697 (378 amino acids)
Source: RefSeq, a predicted model, not a curated record
AUAGUCAUUUACUCAUCUAACAUGUCAUUAAUUGUAUAUAAAAUUACAUGCAUAAUGUCAGGUACGACACAUGCAGGCUCCUUAGCCAAUCAUUGACCCCUGCUUUUCUUUACUGCCCUAAAGCUUUGUUCUGACCAGCUAUUCAGUAAUUCAAUAUGUUGAAACAGAUCAUAAACCUCCUUCCUUUAAGUCAUGCUUUCCAUAUGUUGCAAAACAUGUGUAUUUCAUGCAACAAUGCAAUGCAAACUCGAUAAGUCUAGUUAUUUCAAACUUAACCUUCCAUGUAACGUCUGUGGUAGUUAGGUGUUGGAACAUGGAGUACUUGAGAAUGCUGUCAACAAAAGCUCAGCAACAGACAAUACCUCAACAGAAACAAAAGGCAAGAGGUGACAUCGAUACCCUCACUGACAAAAAGAGCUGAAACCAAAUGCCCCGCCCCGGGUUUAAACUACGGUUGUAUUCACACAGCAGAGUGAUAACGAUAUCAACACAGUCUGCAGAUUGACGUCAGUGUUUUGCAAUUACGCAUCAGAAGAAGUGGGCCAAAACACAGUUCUACGAUGGCUGUGGCACUUCUGUCCCUUGUCUUGCUGACCACGUCAGUUCUGCAGACCCGCGGGUGUGGCUUCAGCAGCACAAGCUGCACAACAAGCAGCAGUGGGGAGGAACAGCUGGCCCAGAGGCGGGGAGAAACACUGGCGCAAAAGGUGACCCACUUGGAGGACAUCAACAUGGAGCUGCAGGAAGAAGUGGUGGGACUCCGGCGGACCCUCUCGGACCAGGUGGAGGUCCAGCACGUCAUUGACGACCGCAACCGGGCUCAGACCGAGAUCAACCACCUGAAGCUCGAACAGACAGAGCUGCAGAAGAUGCUGAAGAGAGUGGAGAACGAGAACGAGUACCUGAAAUCUACCAUGAGACAAGCGGGGAUAAUCUCCCAGGCUAACCCCGCCAAGACAACAAGGGCAAAUCAGUCCGGACUACCCAGUGCGAUCGCCGCUAGUAACACCCAGCUCUGCAAGGCUCUGAACACCUGGCAGCAGGACACCGGCAUGCCGUGUACCACUGAGGAUAGCCCAACGUGCACGGCGUACGAUGUGGUGUUUGCCGGCCGUGCGGUCCCCGUAUACUGCGACGAGGGCAGUGUUCACGACUGGAUUGUGAUCCAGAGGAGGCUGAAUGGAUCUGUGAACUUCAACAGGGACUGGCACGACUACAAGGAGGGGUUUGGUGAUCCGGACGGGGACUAUUGGCUGGGGCUUAAGCUCAUCCACAAGCUGACAAAGAACGGUAAAUGGACACUGCGCAUUGACAUGGAAGACUGGGAGGGCAUCGUACGGUGGGCGCAGUACGCAAGCUUCCGCGUCGCCAACGAAGCAAAACACUUUCAGCUCCACAUAGCAGGCUACAGGGGAAAUGCAGGGGAUGCCAUGACGUACCACAACGGCAUGUCCUUCUCGACAUCCAACAAGAGCAACGUUGACCUGCAGGCGGCGCGCCAGAACCCGGACUGUUCGCAGGACUAUCGCAGCGGCUGGUGGUUUGGACCCUGUUUCAAGGCCCUCCUGACUGGACCUUAUGCUGGGAACUGUGGCUACAGCUGUCCGUACGGGGAGGGACUGUACUGGAACACCUGGAGAACUGGGUAUUCACUGAAGACUGUCACAAUGAAAAUCAGGCCUGCGGUCACUGAGUGAGAGCAGAACUAUUAAAAUGCACAGAAUUCAUACUGGGUUUGUCACAAUGGACUUGAUAUGAUUCUGAAAUGUCAAGUUGCGUGGAGAAACAUUGCUGUUGAAAAAAUUGCUUCUGUUAUACAUAUUUUAAAUCAUCACCAUUGUCAAAGAAAAUCCGGGUUUGACCUAUCUAACAGGAUUACCAGAUUUAUGGUAUUUCCCUUUUGUUAUUUCAAUUGUUGUUGCUGCUGCAUUCAGAAAUAUAUAUUUACAAUCAAAGUAGGGCAAUGCAUAAAUAUACUGUACAAAAUAUGUACAGCUACUAUGAAUACCUGAUGUCCAAGGACAAUGCUAUGUUUGUGAAUAAGCUGUAAGAUAUUGUGAAUUAUUCCUUGAGCCUGCAAAAAUUUCAUGCCUUUGAGUUUUGAUUAAACUA